UAAGACCUAGGGGGUUAUGUGUGCGCUUUGUGUGUUGAUAACUAGCAAGUAGCUAACUUGUGUGCGAUGUACUGUACCUGACAAACAUCUUCAAGUGAGGUUCAUUGAAGAGAUGUGCUAGUGCUUGUCCUAUACUGGUGGCUUAAUUUGAAGAAUUUCUACUAGUUGUUUGUCCUUGGAAAGUGGAAAAUUGAGAACCCUAUUAUUUUUAUUCAUUCACCUUUAGAAAUUCUCAUUAGAUAGAUGUCAUGGAGGCUAAGCAACCCUAGUAGAAUUAUUUUGCAUUUGAGGACCAAGUUCUUAUCUAUAAAGACUUUCAAAGUAAAUGGAAGAUUCUCAAGGUUAUUGGCAAGCCAAUGCUGGCAAUGAUUGAUUAGAUGAUAAUAGGUUGAGACAUUAAGUUCUAAGAUUUGAUGGAACAGCUGAUUCUAUCAUAAAGUAGGAUGUGUUAUUGUUUUUUUUGGUUUGAAGCAUGACAGAGAUGGGACCAAGCAAACCCUCAUGGAGUUGUUUUGCUUCAGAGGAACAAGGUCUUCAGAAGAUCAAUGCAAAUUUGCAGACCAACUGGACGAUUUAUUGUGGUGGAUUGCAAACGCAACUGUGCAAUGGACCAAUGGUUGCAUUCCCUAUGAUGAUGCUGUAGUUUCUCUCUAGUGCCAUUCAUCUAGAAGUUCCCCUUAACUGCAUUGCCAAGUAGUUACAGUAUUUGAGAAGAUUUUAGUUCUUGUGGCCAACUUCUUAACUUCCGAAAUGCCAAAGGUUAGAACCUUGUCUGCUCACUCCAGGGCAUCUUCUUACUCUAGCAGCUCCAUGACCAUGGAGAAAUAUAAAGUAGAAGAACAAUUGGGAUCAGCUGCCGAUGUGAAAGAAUGGGAGGAAGCUAGGUGCCCAAUCUGUAUGGAACACCCUCAUAAUGCUGUUCUUCUAAAGUGUUCCUCCUAUAAGAAAGGCUGCCGCCCUUACAUGUGCGACACCAGCUACAGACACUCCUAUUGUCUUGAUCGGUUCUGUGAGUCAUUUGCACCACAUGCCUCAAAUGCACUACUGCAAGAAAAUCCUCUUACAAGUUCAGCAUUUCGCAGCAGGAGGGAAGAUGGGUCGGAGCCUGGUCAAGCAAGGUAUUGUGGGAGCCAAUUGCAACCAAAACUUUUCUGCCCUCUUUGUCGAGGAGAGGUUUAUGGGUGCAGUAUAGUAGAGCCAGCUCGUGAAUUCAUGAAUUCCAAGGCAAGAAGUUGUUCUUCUGAGAUGUGCGACUUCUGUGGGACCUAUUCAGAACUCAGGAAGCAUGCAAGGUCUGAACACCCAUCAGAGAGUAUGCCGCGUCUGAGGCAAACCACUCGAGGGACUCAUGGUAAUACUGGUUAUGCUACUAUUCCGAGCAACUUCUACGUGCGUGUGCCCCGUCGUCGGUGGUCAUGGGAGGAAACUAUUAUUAUUCUAGAAAUGUCCAUAAUAGGUUUAGGUUUACUUUUACUCCAAGUUUGCUUAUUGUUAUAAAUACAGCAAACCUAAUUUGUAAGACGCAGAGUUUAUGUAUUUUGUCAAUUUUGAUCAGUUUAUCAAUAAGUUUAUCAAUA
Messenger RNA from Corylus avellana, 1577 nucleotides. The record is from RefSeq and is a predicted model, not a curated record. NCBI's taxonomy places the organism in Eukaryota, Viridiplantae, Streptophyta, Magnoliopsida, Fagales, Betulaceae.